GUCCCGCGCGCCCGGCCGGGGCUCCGAGUGGGGGCGGGCGGAGGCGGCGCCGCCCAGCGGGAUCCGGGCUGGAAGCCUAGCGGAGUGCCGCGUCCCGGCCGAGGGGCGGCGGCGAGUCCCCGCGGGAGCCCAGGGUGUCAGAAGCAGGGGCAGAAGCAACAAAGUUCCCGGGUUGUGUCCGAGGCCGCGGUCUGGGUUGCUCGUUCGGCCUCCCCUUCCUCACCAAGGCAAUGGCUUCCAAACUCCUGCGCGCGGUCAUCCUUGGGCCGCCCGGCUCGGGCAAGGGCACCGUGUGCCAGAGGAUCGCCCAGAACUUUGGCCUCCAGCAUCUCUCCAGCGGCCACUUCCUGCGGGAGAACAUCAAGGCCAACACGGAAGUUGGUGAUAUGGCAAAGCAGUAUAUAGAGAAAGGUCUCUUGGUCCCAGACCACUUGAUCACACGCCUCAUGCUGUCGGAGCUGGAGAAUAGGCGUGGCCAGCACUGGCUACUGGAUGGUUUUCCUAGAACAUUAGUUCAGGCUGAAGCCUUGGACAAAAUAUGUGACCUGGAUCUAGUGAUCACUUUGAACAUUCCAUUUGAAACGCUCAAAGAUCGUCUCAGCCGGCGCUGGAUUCACCCUUCUAGUGGAAGGGUGUAUAACCUGGACUUCAACCCACCUCAUGUACAUGGGAUUGAUGACAUUACUGGUGAGCCAUUGAUCCAGCAGGAAGAUGACAAACCUGAAGCAGUUGCUGCCAGACUAAGACAGUACAAGGAUGUGGCAAAGCCAGUGAUUGAAUUAUACAAGAGCCGAGGAGUGCUCCACCAGUUUUCGGGAACGGAGACUAACAAAAUCUGGCCCUAUGUUUACACACUUUUCUCGAACAAGAUCACACCUAUUCAGUCCAAAGAAGCAUACUGAGCCCACCCAGUAGAAGAAGCAGGAAGAUAUGGUCCAUUCAUUCAAUCGUAUGUGUAGUGUUGGUGCCGUGUCCCUAUUAGAAGCUAGCCGAGAUAGCUCGCAGCGUCUUUUCUAGUUUAAAUGGUGAACUGAUAAGAAAACUAAUGAAUAGGAAGAGUUAACGAAGAGGCUCUUCUGCUUUUCUAAUAGAAGGGUCACCUCCACAGUUUUAAGAUGUCUCUGCACAUGUCUCAGGUCCUUCAUAAGAAAGCAAGCAAGCACGUACAGGCUGGAUUUCUUUCCCAUGUGUGUAACCCAAGCUCUAGCUGAUUUGACAGCCAUGUUGUCGCCAUAGUAGCCUUUUUACACGUGAGGGUGGUGGUCCCUGGUUCUUCCCAGCCCCCAAAGGCUGAACCACAGCACUAGGAAGCCUGAGAAUGUCAAGGGCUGGAGCCUAGCUUUGUCCUGGCAUAGACGCCCUCCUGGUGACAGUGGGAUUGAAGCCAGCUGCUCUCAGUGGCCUUGAGUGGCUCUCCACAGUUCAUUUUUUCUGUUGGGUAUGACACCUUUCUGCAUCCAUGCUUCAUAGAAUCACAGAAUCUCUCCUUUCUGGAUAUCCUGGAAUGAGAGGAUUUGGUUUCUACCACGACAGACUGUAUUUUUUUUACAUCUAUUUUCUCCCUUCCUAGACUGUUACAAAUACAAAUUGUUACUGCUUUUUUCCCCUCUCUAAUUCCUUUCUAAGAGCCGAGAGCUGUGGGAUGGUAUUGACUCUGUUUGUGCACCAGGAUCUGAGCUAUGUGAAGGGUCUCCUUAAACUGCUGGGCUGACUCUCAUGGGUUGACACUGCUCCUUUGAUUGUAGCAAAAUAAAACCCUCAGAGUCUUUGGGGAGCCCUCACAAUGGGACUCAUUCACCUCCAUACAUGUUACAAGAUCAUAUCUUAUGUAUAGAAGUAAGACUGUAUGGAAUUACUGGACUAAAAUAAUAGUUUAGCUGUUUAGUCAAGACAAAAAAAAUGUACUUUGAAAAUGCUGCUAAAUAUCGAUGCUGAUAGCGUUUUUCUUCUGUGAGUGACCCAAGUAUAUUAUAAAUAGUUGGUAAAGGGAAUGGAGCCUGUGGGGUUGAGGAAAAUGUUGCACUAGCUGUGCCUAGACUGAUGAUGACAGGUUUACGAUGACGGGAAAACAAAAUCAAAUUUUUUUAUUCUAUUCCAAAGAUGCUUUCUAUAGGGUGGCCAUGAAGUCUAGAAAUAGAGCUCAUACUAUUUUGUCAUUCAUUGGAAUGUAAUAUCAAUAAACCAAGAUUUGCCUGGUUUCCAGA
Phacochoerus africanus (Common warthog) is the source of this 2204-nucleotide messenger RNA. It is a transcript of the gene AK4, whose product is annotated as adenylate kinase 4. The record is from RefSeq and is a predicted model, not a curated record. Gene Ontology annotation, biological process: nucleobase-containing compound metabolic process. Gene Ontology annotation, cellular component: mitochondrion; cytoplasm. Gene Ontology annotation, molecular function: AMP kinase activity; ATP binding; nucleoside diphosphate kinase activity. Lineage: Eukaryota; Metazoa; Chordata; Mammalia; Artiodactyla; Suidae. The transcript has 6 exons. Bases 231 to 902 code for a protein of 223 amino acids.